UGCGGAUCGUCGCGGUGAACCGAAAGUGGAGGGGGUAACAAAGAUUCCAUUGCGUCUCUUCUUCCGUUUCGUCGCCUGUUGCUGUCGCAGGAUGACCUGAGAAUAAUAUGGCUUGACUGCAUGACGAGACGUGACAAACUUAAGUUAAUUUGGCAGUUUGACAGUGCAGUUGCAGUAGUGGAGGACAUUCGACGUCUUCGUCUUAAUCACUGAGUACAGAACACAGCAGUAUCUGCAUCCGCAUACCCCUCGCAUCCAGCAGGACUUCCUCAUGGCGGCUCACGCUCAGCAACAGUCCGGCAUGCACUUGCUCCUCAUGUCCGAGCAGACUGUCCCCCGGACGGUCUUCGAGAGGGAGAGGGCGCUCCAUCUCGAUCUGCUCCAAACGGCGGACGAGCGACUUGCGUUCCGGGGACUCCUCCACCUAACUACCACCAGCAGCAACAGCAAUACUCCAGCAGUGGGGCUUUUGUUGAAAGUCUACGUGGCUACGUGCCCGCUCAUAGUCCACGUCAAGAUGACCUGCGGCAACUAUGGGUCCAGCCAACUCCCAGAGCCUGCUCAGCCCACGCAGCCUGACCAGCCCACGCCACCUCUAGCGACAGAGGCUCACGUCCUCGUCCUGGCGAGCAAGUACUUCCCCGAUGUGGUGUCACGACUCCCCCUGCGCAGAGCCUUCGCCAAGGUGACCCUCACAUUCACGGUGUACGCCCUCUGGACGCCGCCAGCGGCGGGUGCCGGCCUCCACCUGAACCGCGCCCGCCUGCAGGGCAGCCACUGCGACGUGAAGCUGGUGGUGGAGGGCGUGGGGCUGGACGCCCACCGCGCGGUGCUGGCCGCGCGCAGCCCCGUGCUGGACGCGAUGCUCUCGGGCGACAACUUCAAGGAGGCCCGCGAGGGCCGAGUCGACCUCGUCGACUUUUCCAUCGGAGCGGUGAAAAAGUUCCUUGAGUACGUUUACACGAACGAAGUUAAUGACUGGGACGAUGAUGAGCUGGAAAUAUUGCAGCUCGCUGACAAAUAUGAGGUGCCCGACCUGGUGACCGAGUGCUCCCAGAGGUUAUGGAAGUCCGGGGCCCUCCAGGCCCUGAGAGUGCUGUGGGCCGAGGCGGACGCCCACUGCCAGGUUAUCGACGGUGCACUGCGGCAGCGUCUAACGACAACCGUGGUUGACAAUUUGAAAGACCUGGAUAACUCGUGGACGUGGAUCGAGUUCAGAGCCACCCAUCCGUUUCUCGCUGACAUCAUCCUCGGUUCGGCUGCCGCCACUCGAGCACCCAGUACGACCUCCUGCGUGUGGACACCGCAGUGAUGAUGGACUCGACGAGACCUCCUGGUCAUUCCCCAUGCGUAAACUUUGUGGACUUACCUUGCUGUAUGUUCUCUGUGUGAGUGUUGUCCUGUAAGUUGAGUUCUUUUUCUGUGCUGUCCUAAACCAUGCAACCUGUGUCGUUUCUUUCAUUUGGGUAUGCUUUAUCGCAUGCAGACUUGCGGGCGGGUUUGCCUUCGCGAGGGGCCAUAAGGCGGAAUGAUAGGCAAACCCACCCACAGCCUGUAUCUUGCAUGCGGUGCAGCACACUCAAAAGGAAAAAUUAAUGAAGAUGGCGCUAGCCAUCUACCUACCUUGUAUAAUAUCACUGAUUGAGGACCUGAUUUAUUGUUAAGUAUCAGUCAGUUUUUAUCAGUAUUUAUCAGUCAGUACUACUUCUAUUUUUUAGACCUUUGAUUUGUUUAUUAGGUAUUCAGUGUACACUUUGCGUGUUUAAUCAAAGGCUUUCAAGGUAGCUGGGUUGCAUAUUUGUCACACCUGCCUUAGCCUUUUCUUUUUACACGCGCCAAUAGAUGUGUUUAGUGACCACGGUGGUAGUGACUUGAAACAAUCUUGUUGCCAACCCAGUGGGCGCUAACGAUUCCAUACGUUCGUCCUGCAUGAUGUUGUUUUAAAAUGUGAUUUCUUUUUGCGGUUGUAUCAGACAGUUAUUAAAAAAGUGUUUUUGAGCAAAUCUUAAUUACUUAAUUGCUCAUCAAACUUGUCGCUCUCCCAAUA
Frankliniella occidentalis (western flower thrips) is the source of this 2047-nucleotide messenger RNA. RefSeq lists its product as uncharacterized. Gene Ontology annotation, biological process: regulation of proteolysis; proteasome-mediated ubiquitin-dependent protein catabolic process. Gene Ontology annotation, cellular component: cytoplasm. The record is from RefSeq and is a predicted model, not a curated record. Gene Ontology annotation, molecular function: ubiquitin protein ligase binding. Lineage: Eukaryota; Metazoa; Arthropoda; Insecta; Thysanoptera; Thripidae. Bases 272 to 1312 code for a protein of 346 amino acids. The transcript has 2 exons.